UAGGACAUCUGUGACAGUUCAAACACUGACCCAGGUCAUUUCGAAAUUGGUAAACAAAUACAAAUCAUUAAAUUGACUGAUGAAUAAUCCAGUUCAGUUCAUUGAAUCGAGGAGUCGACAUGCCAAAGUACGUUUACCAUUAUUUUGAUAUUCGGGGGAGGGGGGAGCCGGGGAGGAUGCUUUUUGCCAUGGCGGGGAUACCUUUCCAGGAUGAAAGGAUACCUCAAGCUGACUGGCCAAAGUACAAAGCAAAAACCCCAGCCGGUUCUCUCCCCUAUUUAGAAAUAGAUGGAACAGUUCUAACCCAAAGUCUUGUUAUAUUUCGACAUCUAUCUAGAAUGUUUGGACUUGAUGGCGACUCUUUACUGGAUAAAUCAAAAGUAGAUGAAAUUACGACAUAUCUUGCAGAGAUGAAAGAAGCAGCAUUUAAAUGUUAUCUCGGACCGCAAGAUGAGGAAUCACAGAAGACAUUAAAUGCACAAUUUGUGGAUACCGUGAAUAAGUCUUGUAAGCGAAUCAACGAAGUAAUAUCCACUAAUAAAAAUUCAGAUGGCUGGGCAGUGGGCAAAAAGCUCACUUUUGCGGAUAUAUCUAUUUUUGAGGCAUUUGACGUCGUUUUACAAGGCCAGCCGAAUAUUUUAGACAAAUAUCCACGGAUUCGGAGUGUUCGUCGUAAAGUGGAAACCCACAGCGUCAUGCAAAAAUACCUAAGUCAAAGAAAGCAAACGGCAUUUUAAAG
This is a messenger RNA of Saccostrea cuccullata (small rock oyster), 739 nucleotides long. RefSeq names its product glutathione S-transferase-like. The transcript has 5 exons. Gene Ontology annotation, biological process: glutathione metabolic process. The record is from RefSeq and is a predicted model, not a curated record. The coding region runs from base 120 to 737 and encodes 205 amino acids. Gene Ontology annotation, molecular function: glutathione transferase activity. Lineage: Eukaryota; Metazoa; Mollusca; Bivalvia; Ostreida; Ostreidae.